Molecule: messenger RNA, 1032 nt
Organism: Lodderomyces oxycetoniae
Lineage: Eukaryota; Fungi; Ascomycota; Pichiomycetes; Serinales; Debaryomycetaceae
Gene: SAS2
Product: Sas2p
Exons: 1
Coding region: 1-1032 (343 amino acids)
Biological process (GO): negative regulation of DNA-templated transcription; positive regulation of transcription by RNA polymerase II
Cellular component (GO): MSL complex; chromatin
Molecular function (GO): transcription coregulator activity; histone H4K16 acetyltransferase activity
Source: RefSeq, a predicted model, not a curated record
AUGCUGAGAACAACUACUUUUGAGUCCCCGAAAACUGUGACGGCAGCUUCUAAAGCGGUAACUUUUUAUGGUCAAUGCAAAAAACCAAGUAUUGGGAAGGUUUUGUUUGGAAAAUAUGAGUUUGAACCAUGGUUUGGGAACGCGGCAUAUUUUUACCCGCACGAAGGGCCCCACGAUGUGUUGGGAUUUGAAUAUGCCAACCAGAUAGCCUCCAAUCCCACGUCCCGAAUGCGGCUGAAGGCCGCUUAUAAUGAGAAGGAGUACUGGAUAGAGAAUUUGACGGUUUGCGAAUAUUGUUUCAAAUACAGCGCUAGGCGAGACGAAGUGACUAAUCAUACACGGCGGUGCAAACUCAAUAGAGCUAAACCUAAUAUCGGGAAAUUGGUCUACUAUGAUUUCCACAAGGACAUAAUUAUUAGGGAGAUAAGAGGGUUUCAAGAACCUUUGCUUUGUCAAAAUCUAUGUUUGUUUGGAAAGUUGUUUUUGGACGACAAGUCAGUAUAUUACAAUAUUGACCAUUUUAACUUCUACAUUUAUUACGGAAAAGACGGUGAAGAAAACUUUAAACCCAUGGCGUUUUUCUCAAAAGAAAUGAUAUCAUACGAGCUGGCAAACAAUUUGGCUUGCAUCUGUGUAUUUCCGCCAUUUCAACGCAGACAUAUUGGUGCAAUGUUGAUUGAAUUUCUGUACAAAAUUGCAAAAAGCUUGUCUGAAGAGAGCAGUGGUCCAGAAGUGCCCCUUUCGCCUUUUGGAAAGGUUGCUUAUUUGAGAUUUUGGUCCAAAAGUGUUGCUUCGAUAUUGACCAAAAAACAAAAGGCCUCUAAAUCUUUCACUUUGGAAGAGUUAUCAAAAACAACUGGUUAUCGAAAAGAAGAUAUCUUGUAUACCCUAGAGCAUAUGAAUAUUUUAGUGUUAAAGCCCAACAAUGAACUUAUUAUAUCAAUGCCUCGAUUCAAGAAGUGGAUAGCGGCUAAUAAAUACAAUCCCAAGCUGCAACAUGACUUGCUUGAAGCCAAGUACAUGCACUUUUAA